AUGACGAGGAAGUUUCAGUUGUACAAGUUCCACCUGCUGCCCCUACCGGCAGCACUCCUUCAGUGGCGAAUGGAACCUCAACUCUCGGGUGACCCCAAGCAGAAACUGGGGAGGCAUUCUGGACUCUUCAGUCUGUCCCUCAAUCCCCACAUCCAGUUCAUCAUUAACCGUGAUAUCCUGCCUCCUAAGGACCUCACAGAUCCAUCCUGUUCUCCCCAUCCAUCCUGCAACUUCCUUGAGUUUGAGCAUUAUCUGAAUUAUGCAGUAGCCCCUGGUGGGUCUCCCCAGUGCCUCUCCUCAAAUCCCUUUCCCAAAAUGUAG
This is a messenger RNA of Rangifer tarandus platyrhynchus (Svalbard reindeer), 321 nucleotides long. Lineage: Eukaryota; Metazoa; Chordata; Mammalia; Artiodactyla; Cervidae. The record is from the annotation of a GenBank genome assembly.